Molecule: messenger RNA, 4862 nt
Organism: Amborella trichopoda
Lineage: Eukaryota; Viridiplantae; Streptophyta; Magnoliopsida; Amborellales; Amborellaceae
Molecular function (GO): RNA binding
Source: RefSeq, a predicted model, not a curated record
AAUACUCUUAUUUCUCGUGGAAAUGGUUCACGCAUCAGGUGGACAAGGCGGCUAGAGACACUGUACCAGAGAGCAGAGGAGCCGGAGAGAGAAGAAACCCUAAAAAUGGAGGCCUUUUAGCCAUUAGUAAACUAUCCUUAUCCUCUGCAAGACCAAUCAAAGCGCUGUUUUUCUUCUUCUAUAGACGUGUUUGCAAAUCCAUCGAACCCUAAUCCUAACCCUAACCCUAACCCUAAUUUGUUUCAGUUUUCAUAGCCCUAAUCUGUUUUUCCCUGUGUCUCCAGAAGGUGGAACCGUGAUUUUUUUAACCUCUAUGUGUUGUUCCUUGUUUCCUUCUUUCCUCUCCUGCUCUUGAAAUCGGGGUUUCAUGGAUCCACCUCGGCCUUCACCUGGAGGUAUGGUUAUUGUUCCCUGAAGACCCUAAUCUGAUUUGUAAGUUUGUUCCUCUGCUUUCUCUCUCUGUUAUACCUGCUCGAGAUUAGAGUUUAAUGGAUCCAAUGGCUGAAGAACAAUUAGACUACGAGGAUGAGGACUAUGGAGCGAACCAGAAGAUGCCGUUUCAAACAGGAGGAGCCAUUUCUGCUUUGGCAGAUGAGGAACUCAUGGGAGAAGACGAUGAAUACGAUGAUCUCUAUAAUGAUGUUAAUGUUGGCGAUGGUUUCAUGCAAUCUCUACAGCAUCAAGAGCCAGUCCAGUAUGAAUCAAUGGGCAAUGGCGUCCAAGCUCCAAAAGAAGAACCCAUUUCCACACCACCAGUGAAUAUACCUGGUGUUGGCCAUGAAGAGAAGGGGGAAAAGGACGCUAAGCUCUCUGGUUUCUCAGAUCUGGACCAGAAGAAGGCUUUUCAGGAGCAGGCCUCAAAUCAACUGGCUGGGGCUUCGAGUGGUCUGAAGAUCAGGGUUUCAGAACCAGUUUCGGAGCCUCAACCACAGGCUUCGGGGUUUCGAAAUGCGCCUGCACCUCCUGCCAAGGGGUCUGGAUUCAAUACAGCUGGUGCUAUGGAUGCCAAUAAACAAUUAGCGCAAACUUCCUCCAAUGCUGUGCCCAGAGUUGGGCCUGGCCCUGGUCCUGGGAUUGGGGCAGGGCCUAAUGCCAACAUGAACAGAAUGAUGGGCCCAGGUCCAAACCAAGCAGGGGCAGUUAUCGAUACCUCGGCAAGGUUCGGUUCCGAAAAUUCGAACAGGUUGAGCCAUGGAGGAGGGGAAAGUGGCAAUACGAUGCUCUUUGUCGGUGAGCUCCAAUGGUGGACCACUGAUGCAGAGCUUGAGAGUGUGCUUUCUCAGUAUGGUCGGGUAAAAGACCUCAAAUUCUUUGAUGAAAGGGCAAGUGGCAAAUCGAAAGGCUAUUGCCAAGUCGAAUUCUAUGAUCCAGCUGCUGCAGCUGCUUGCAAAGAGAGCAUGAAUGGUCAUGUAUUCAAUGGUAGAGCCUGUGUUGUGGCCUUUGCUUCUCAACAUACUCUAAAGCAGUUGACUACAAACUAUUUGAACAAAACCCAGGCGCAAGCCCAAGCCCAAUCCCAAGGUAGGAGGCCCAUGAAUGAUGGGGGUGGUCGAGCCGGUGGGCCUUCUUAUCAGGGUGGCGAUAGGAACUAUGGGAACAAGAUGGGUUGGGGUCGAGGAAACCAAGGAGUACCAAACCGGGGCCAAGGGCCCGCUGGGCUCAGGGGAAGGCCUGGCGGACUUACUGGUAAAGCAAUGGUUGGAGGACCAAGUGGGGCAAAUCCAUACGGUCAAGCUCUUUCAGCCCCACCUCUUGGGGGGCCACCUGGUGGGCUUCUACACCCACAAGGAAUGAUGGGUUCAGGUUUUGACCCCACAUAUGGUGCCCACUUGGGUAGAGGAAGUGGCUAUGGUGGUUUUUCAGGCCCCCAUUUUCCAGGCAUGUUGCCAUCCUUCUCGCCUAUGGGCACCGUGGGGUUACCUGGAGUUGCCCCCCAUGUCAACCCUGCAUUUUUUGGACGCGGUGUCUCAGCAAAUGGGAUGGGUAUGAUGGGAAGCGGGGCCAUGGAUGGGCAUCAUGGGGGCAUGUGGGGUGAUUCAAGCAUGGGUGGUGGGGUUGGUUGGGGGAACGAGGAGCAUGGACGUAGAACUCGAGAAUCAAGUUAUGGGGACGAUGGGGCAUCAGACUAUGGGUAUGGUGAUGGUGGUCAUGAGAGAGGAGGGGGAAGGUCGAAUCCAGGGAGAGAGAAGGAUAGGGGGUCAGAGCGUGAUUGGUCCAGUGGUCCUGAGAGGAGGCAUAGGGAUGAUAGGGAUUCAGAUUGGGAUAGGGAUCCGCGUUACAAGGAUGAAAAGGAUGGGUAUUCAGACCAUAGGCAGAGGGAGAGAGACUGGGAUAAUGAAGAUGAUUGGGACAGGGGGAGGACAUCGUCGAGGUCUAGGAGCAAGUCGCGUAUGAUGCAGGAGGAGGAUCAGAGGUCACGGUCAAAGGAUGUGGAUUAUGGGAAGAGGCGGCGGGUCCCAUCAGAGUGAUAUUAUGAAUUCGGUGUUUUGAUUUCGAGCAAGUGUUUUGACAUAGAACGAUGGUGCCAUCAUAAUUUGAUCAGGAUUUAUGGUGUUGGAUUUGGCAGGAUUAGAUGGCUGGACAAUCUUUGGAGUGUCGUGCUGACUGAUUAUCAAUCAGUCGUAUAGCAUGGCCUUGCUGUCGCUGCCAUAAGAACCAUUUCUCUUGUUGGUAUCCUUUUAGGGUGCAGACAUGAGUUUGGCUUCAUGACACCGAAGAUGCAAGCUUUGUGCAUGCUUGCCCUGCUAGCAUUGGUUGGAGUGGGGGCUUUCAUCAAGCAGGUUGCUUUGUUCUAGCCAGAUGCUAUAGCUUCCCUUUCCAUAUCUUCCAACAUAAGGAAAGAUCGUAUCAUUUCAGAAUUUGGGUUAUUUGAAAAUGGCCAAUUGAAGCAGUUUCCCGUCUGCAUUGCAUGGAAGAUUUGUAUCUUCAAUGUUACUUGGGUUAAGAUGUUGAUGUGGUAUUGUUGGGUUAUUGAGCUGUGUAACUAGGGCCUUAGUUUUUGGCUUAUGAUUCUAGUUGCUGUAACAAAUUGUUCUAACUGGCCGGUGUAUUCAUGAAAAGCUGUAUGGGCAGGUCUCAGUUUAUCUAGGUUGAUUUUUUCUGGAGCCAUUCCAGUAUGAGUUGUGUAACAAGGUUAUAAUCUUCUGUUCUUUAAGAGAAUAGUUUUGUAACCUUCUAUUGUAUGAGAUACUGUUCCACGUGGAGACAUUCCUGCAAGCAAUGUUUGAAGAAUUAGGUUUUAAAGUUGUAGUAAUCUACAGUGGGAAACUAGGGUUCAAGUUGUAAUAUUUAGGGUCAUGAGUUGAGUCUUGUAACCAUGUGCAAAAAUGUAUACUAAUGUAUGCAAUAUUCUGACAUUUAUCAUGGAGAUGGAAGGGGAUCUUGUUAUGUAAAUUAUUUUUGUUUGUUUACAUCCUGGAUUGGGAUUUUGAGUUACAUCACAUGCACUUCCAUGCUGAUGUAUCCAGUAUUCUGAUAUGUAUAUAGGAGAAGUGAAUCUUUUAAUGUAAAAAGUCCUUGUUAUGAAGAUCCUAGAUUGGGGAUUUUAGUUUUGGCCAUGUGUAGUUGUAUCCUGAUAAAUGGACCAUUCUGACAUGUAUCAAGGAGAUGGAGGGGACCUCUUUUAUGUGGUAUCAUUUUUGUUUGUUUGCAUCCUUGAUUGGGGUUUUGGAGUGUAAGCCACAUGCAAUUGCAUGCUUGAUGUAUCCGGUAUUCUGACAUUUAUUAAGAGGAAGGGAUCUAUUCAAACAAAAGUCUUUGUUGUGUACAUUCAAGAUUUGGGAUUUGAGACUUAAACCAUAUGCAGUUGUAUGCUAAUGUAUGCAGUAUUCAGACAUGUAUAAAGGGGAUGGGAGGUGAUCUCUUUAUGUAAAUCAUUUUUGUUUGUUUAUAUCAUGGAUUGGGCUUUUUGAGUUGAACCACAUGCAAUUGCAUGCUGAUGUAUCGGGUAUUCUGAAUGUAUCAAAGGGAAGGGAAUCUGUUCAUGUGAAAGUCUUUGUGAUGUGCAUCCUAGAUUGGGGUUAGAGUCUCAACCAUAAGCGGUUGUUUGUUAAUGAUAUGUUGUAUCCUAACAUGUAUUAAGGAGUAGAGGGAUGAGAUUUCUCCAUGUAUCCAUCUUUGUUAUAUUGAUCCCAGAUUAGGGUUGUGUUGUAAUCGUCAAUUGUACAACAUAUAUGUGGUAUUCUGACAUGUAUCAUGGAAAGCAAAAUCUCCAUGUAAUCAUUUUUGUUAUGUGGAUCCUACAUUUAAAUUAGGGUUGAACUUGUAAUCAUCAGCAACUGUAUGCUGGAUGCAUCUAGUGUGAGGAUAUUUAUCAAGAUGGGAAGAUAUUUAUUAAUGCAAUCAUCCAUGUUAUCCUGAUGCUUUGAGCGCUGAAUAGCCUUGUGAUUGGGGUUCAGUGUUGAUCAUUGGUUUCCUGAGUUUGAUGUAACGGGCGUCUGAUUCUUUUUAUUGGGUUUGAGUCUGCUGGUUUUACCAUGUAUCCUCUACAAUGUUGUCAAGAAAUUCCAGUGUGUUCUUCGGUCAUUUGAGCCUGGAUUUGUUUUUGGAUUUGAGUAUUGAAUGACGCAUAUGAUUGUACGAAGCUAAUGUAAGCGAUGCUGCACACAAGCUGCUGUCAUUUGUUAAUUGAAGUGAUGAGGGGCAGUGUAUUGGUUUCUCCUUAGAUUUCUUGUGUAGAGCCAUUUGAGUAUGUAAUUACUUUACAAGUGUGUACUUCGGUCAUUUGUGCCUGGAUUUGUUUUUGGACUAGUUUUGAAUUAUGCAUUUGAUUGUAUGAAGCUAAUGUAAGCGAUGUUUCACGCAAGCUGCUGUCUUUUGUUAAUUGAAGUGCUGAGGGGGGGCAGUGUAUUGGUUUUUCCUUA